Molecule: messenger RNA, 1947 nt
Organism: Papilio polytes (common Mormon)
Lineage: Eukaryota; Metazoa; Arthropoda; Insecta; Lepidoptera; Papilionidae
Product: ankyrin repeat and MYND domain-containing protein 2
Exons: 2
Coding region: 181-1362 (393 amino acids)
Molecular function (GO): protein binding
Source: RefSeq, a predicted model, not a curated record
UGUGGAAAAGUCAAAAAGUGGCAAAUUGCAAAUUGUCACAAAUUGUAAAGCCAUAACUUAACCUGAUACUAUUUCUUGUUAAUUUUGCGUUAAAUUAGUGAUCUGUGUGGAAACCUUGCGGUAAAAUAGUUAAUCAAAUAAAUAUUUUACACGCGAAUCCUACAUUGCUAAGAAUUUGUCAUGGAUAACAAGUCUGAGGAGCAGUCCGCUGCGGAACAAUCGAUAUUUAUUGCAAUAGCACAAGAAGAUUUGGACGAGUUUAAGAAUUUUUUAGCUCAUCACAAGGGUAGUGUAGAUUUGUUUGACGAAAAUGGCAUGACAGUACUACAGCAUGCCGCUUAUAAGGGCAACAAGGACAUGGUUCAAAUGCUACUUGAUAGGGGUGCGGACGUGAAUUCCGGAAAACAUGAAUACAAUUACACCGCUCUACACUUUGGGGCACUGUCAGGCAAUUCGGAUGUGUGUAAAUUGUUGUUAAACGCUGGAGCGAAACCCACUGCGACGAACUCUGUAGGAAGAACCGCGUCUCAGAUGGCUGCAUUUGUGGGGAACCACCACACAGUGGCGACAAUUAAUAAUUUUGUACCUUUGUCAGAGAUUUCUUACUAUUCUAUCCCAACAGGUCAGCAGACAGAACCCUACCUCCCACCAGUAUUGGUGGAACCGUUGCACAAAUUUGUCCUAGGUGUCAAUAUUCAUCCUGUCCGGUUAGCUCUCAAUUUACAAACCUCCCCCAUUCUCCUAGACAAUGCUGACAAAGCAAGUAAAGUGCUUGAAAUGUUAAGUAAAAAAGAGAUGACAAGAGGCAGUGACACAAAUGAAGUGAUGGCAUUCAAAUACCAUUACCUAUCUUAUAUUCUCAAUGAAAUAUAUAACAUUAGAGAUAAGCAAAAACCAAACACAGACACUAAAGAGGAAAAGAAACAUGAUCCAAUUGAAAUAUUCUCAAAGAAGCUACUUAAGCCUGGCAAAGAUGGAGUAUCUAUGGAUCUGAUGGAUGCGUUCCUUAAGGACUGUGUGAGAGAGUUCCCCUACAGAGAAUGUACAACAUUCCAUCAGAUGGUCACUUCAUUGACCAGUAAGGAUCCCCCUCCCGCGUUAACUGUGAUUAACUGUACUAUAAACGGUCAGCGUGGAUUUAUUGAUGCGAUACCAUACUGUAGCACUUGUGGUGAAGAGAAGCCAGCUAAGAAAUGUUCUAAAUGCAAAACUGUGCAAUACUGCGACAGAGAGUGUCAACGUCUCCAUUGGUUUGUGCACAAGAAGGCUUGCAACAGGGAAAUUACGCCUGUAACUACAACUAAACCUGUCAUAGAUGCAUCAGAAUUAACCUCCCAGUUGCAAAACCUGGUUGCUGGAUAGACCAGUCUUAGCAUGUAUAAGUUAAAAAGAUUUUGUAUGCUUCUUAAACUGUCCUAAGUAAAAAAGUUAUUUAUUAACCAUCUGCUAUAAUUUAAAAUAGACAAUAUAUGUGUAUAUUGGAAAUUGCAUAAUGUCAGUCAUAUUUCAAUUGUUUUUUAAAUGCCAUUAAAAUGUUAAUAUUUCAUCAGAUUUUACUGUCAUUUAUUUAAUAUCUUUUGUGUACUCAAGUUUAGUGAAAAUCUAUCUUUAAAAUACCGUCUAUUAUAAAAAUUUGGUUGAUCCAUGUGAAAGUUUUAGUUAAAAAUCUCUAGGUAGAAGAUUUGAUGUAAUAGCGUUUAUAUUUCUGUGUGCUUUUUAAAAUGCAGUUUGUGCCAUUAUAAAAGCACUAUGUCAAUCGUGUUUGUGGUACAAAUGAUUGUUUUAAUUUUAAAAUUAUGCUUAUAUAAGUGUUGCAAUGUAGUACACAUAAUUUUCUCAUAACAGCGGUUUUUUAUUUUAAUGUAAUAGUAAUUCCUAAUAAAAAGUGUUAACUGUACUGGUUUAAUCUUUUAUAGAUCUUGUGAAUUCAAUAAAUAUUACAUCUUU